ACACAUGUCAACCCAUCUGUUCUGAUGCUCAGCUUUGGAGAAAUGAUGGAGAUGAGAUAUGUAUAUGUUGUUAUAACAUUAAUUGGCUUCAUAAUGAUUAUUUUAUCAAAUGGAGUAGUCAUAUAUGUAAUAAUGAUGCAUAAAAGUUUACAAGAGCCAAUGUAUAUUUUUAUUUCUGCACUAUGUGUAAAUGGACUAUAUGGUAGCAUUUCUUUUUUCCCUAGUCUGCUUGUAAACCUUCUUGACAAAACACAAGCCAUUUCCUAUGUUAAUUGUUUGGUACAAGUGUUUUGCAUCCAUACUUACACAGGGUGUGAAAUGGCUUUACUAGCCGUGAUGGCGUUUGAUCGUUAUUUAUGCAUUUGUAACCCCUUAAGAUACAACAAUAUAAUGACCAUGUCCACAACCUACGCACUAAUAAUUGGGGCCUGGUUUCUUAACAUUUUUCCAUUCACUAUACACCUUAUACUGACAAUUAGACUUCCUUUGUGUGGUACAAUUAUUCCCAAGAUUUAUUGUGACAAUUUUUCUGUAGUUAAUCUAUCAUGUAUUGAUACAACUGUGAACAAUAUAUAUGGUCUCUUCAUCACAAUAGCAAUGAUUGUGGGCAUGCCUAUUCUAAUCUUGGCCUCCUAUAUUAGGAUUUUGAGAGUAUGCGCCAAUUCUUCAAAAGACUUCAGAGCGAAAGCUUUAAAGACAUGCACCCCUCAUCUGAUCACCAUGAUAAACUACGUUGCUGACAUACUUUUUGAAGUGCUUCUCCACCGUUUCAGACCACAACAUUUACCUUAUGACCUAAAAAUCAUUAUGUCAGUUCAGGCAUUUGUGGUGCCACCACUUCUAAACCCAUUAAUUUAUGGAUUGAAAAUGAGAGAAAUAAGAGUAAAGAUUUUUCAGCUGUUUCUAUUGAGCAGAAUUAGCUCUGGAAAGACAAGUAUGCAGGAACACUGA
Messenger RNA from Pelobates fuscus (common spadefoot toad), 951 nucleotides. RefSeq names its product olfactory receptor 52E4-like. Gene Ontology annotation, cellular component: membrane. The transcript has a single exon. NCBI's taxonomy places the organism in Eukaryota, Metazoa, Chordata, Amphibia, Anura, Pelobatidae. The coding region runs from base 25 to 951 and encodes 308 amino acids. Gene Ontology annotation, molecular function: G protein-coupled receptor activity; olfactory receptor activity; odorant binding. The record is from RefSeq and is a predicted model, not a curated record. Gene Ontology annotation, biological process: detection of chemical stimulus involved in sensory perception of smell; G protein-coupled receptor signaling pathway.